AUGGCAGACAACUGUGCAUCGUCAGCGGAGGAAAUUGUGAGUGAAAUGUCUCUUUCCCAAGUCAAAGCCGAGUUACAAAGGAGAGGAUUACCGGCAAAAGGAAAGAAAUCAGCUCUCAUGGCUCGACUUAUCGUUGCUAUAAAACAAGAAGAAUCUAACCCUCCAUCUUUGCAAAACAAAAGUAAAGGAUCGACUCAUAUAGGCCCUAAACAGGCCUUGGCAGCUGACAACAUGCCUGCAGCAUCAACUGGUGAACUUUUGUCGUCACAGUCUCCUAAUCAUCAGUUAAGUAAUUUUCAGUUGUUAAGAAGGAAAGAAAUUAUCCUCAAGACGGACAUUAAUUCUGUGACACAAGUAAUACUUGAGACAACCAAAAGUCCCAGCAACAACGUCAUAAGAAUAGAAAAUCGUGUUCAAAAGUUGAAUGGUUACAUGGAGAGUUGCAGUGAGGUAAGAGAGGAAAUUAUGGCUCUUAUUUCUGAUGAUGAAGUAGCUGAAGAAGCUCAAAGGUGGAUUGACUAUCAUCGUGACCCUGAAACGAAGAGAAGUCUGUUGAGCAUUGCGUCGAGGGUUUUUGACCCUAUGGGACUAAUCACACCAUUUACAAUCAGAGCGAAAAUUUUGUUCCAAGAACUAUGGCAGAAGGGUUUACAGUGGGAGGACCAGUCAGAUGAGGAUAUUGCUAAGCAGUGGAGGUCGUGGAAAUCGGAACUUUCACAGUUAAGUUGUAUCACCAUUCCCCGCUAUUUCAUGGAAAACAUUGGAUCAAGUUCUAGAAUAGAGCUCCAUGGCUUCGGUGAUGCUUCACCUAAGGCAUACGGUGCGGCAGUCUAUAUCAAGUGCUUGGAUGAAACCGGCCAUGCGUCAACACAUCUUGUCAUGUCCAAAUCAAGGGUGGCUCCCGCAAAGGCUGUAUCGUUACCGAGAUUAGAGUUACUUGCAGCUGUUGUUAACGCAAGAUUGCUGAAGUUUGUUGUAGAAUCCCUAACGUUAACACUCAAAGUAGAGCAGGUAGUCUGCUGGACUGACAGCAUGGUAACUCUUCAGUGGAUCAGAGGCUCAAGUAGCCAGUGGAAGACAUUUGUAGCAAACCGCGUUGCUGAGAUUCAGUCCACAUGGGACCCACACCAUUGGAAACACUGUUCAGGGGAGGACAAUCCUGCUGACUUACUUACACGUGGAGUGCCCGUAAAGGUCUUAGCUGAUAGCAAGUUGUGGUGGAGUGGACCGUGCUGGUUAUCUUCUCAAUGCCUGCCUGAACAACGAGAGUCGCCAAACGAAUUGACCGAGUCUGUAGAGAAAGAAAGAAAACAAAGGGUGACAAGAACGUGCGCGUUGAUUACUAUGGAACCAGUGAUUGAUCCAUCUCGAUAUGAGCAAUGGCUGACGCUAAUCCGGGUAACAGCAUUUGUUCUUCGAGGUGUUCGAGCUUUUAAGUCAGGAAUAAGUGCAGGUUCCAAAGAGCUGUCAGCCGAGGAGCUGCAAGAUGCCAAGUUGAGGUGGUACCGGGAGAUACAAAAAGAGGUGUACCAAGCAGAGUAUGAAAGGCUGGAGGAGGACCUUUCUUUACCAAACACCAGUGCCAUAUUAAAAUUGGACCCUUAUUACGACAAGAGAGAUCGCUUGCUGCGGGUAGGAGGUAGAUUACAGCACUCAGACUUGCCAGAGGGUACCAGACAUCCAAUAAUCUUACCACACGGGCAUGCGGUAAUUGAGAGAAUCAUACAAAGUGUGCACAAGGAGUUACUUCAUGCUGGACCUGAGGGCACUCUUUCGGUUCUACAAGAGAUCUGGCUCACCAAGGGACGUCGUGAAGUUAAAAGAAACCUGAAAAAGUGCCUUGUUUGUCGACGUCAACGAGUUGGUCCAUGUUCACAGAAAAUGGUGCCAUUGCCAUCAGAGAGGGUGUCAUUGUCUCCAGCCUUCAGUCACGUUGGUGUAGACUUUGCAGGGCCGUUGUUCGUACGAGGGAGUGCCUCCCCAGAAAAGGCUUACAUAUGCAUCUUCACUUGUGCCUCCUUUUGCAUGACCCAUCUAGAGCUUACGGGUGACUUGUCCACUAAAGAGUUCUUUCCGGCAUUUCUCCGUAUGAUCGGUAGACGAGGGCUCUGUAGAACCAUCUGGUCUGACAAUGCGAAGACGUUCAAAUGCGCUGACCAUGAGAUCCAACAGUUGUUCACAAAAGAGUCAUCUGUUAAUAAAGGAUUGUGGGACAGGAUAGAUCAGGAAGAGCUCCAGGCCAAAUUGACCUCCAAGGGAAUCAAGUGA
This is a messenger RNA of Stylophora pistillata, 2268 nucleotides long. RefSeq lists its product as uncharacterized. NCBI's taxonomy places the organism in Eukaryota, Metazoa, Cnidaria, Anthozoa, Scleractinia, Pocilloporidae. The record is from RefSeq and is a predicted model, not a curated record.